Selaginella moellendorffii is the source of this 565-nucleotide messenger RNA. RefSeq lists its product as uncharacterized. The record is from RefSeq and is a predicted model, not a curated record. Bases 115 to 504 code for a protein of 129 amino acids. Gene Ontology annotation, biological process: mitochondrial respirasome assembly. Lineage: Eukaryota; Viridiplantae; Streptophyta; Lycopodiopsida; Selaginellales; Selaginellaceae. The transcript has 4 exons.
CUUCUUCACGUACAAGAUCGCCACCAUGGCGCAGGUCGUCCAGGAUGCGCUCCCGCAAGAAAGCCGGGAUAAACUCGAGUGAGGGUGUUUAGGGUUGCUGGAGGGAGGGGGAGGAUGAGGGAGAGAUCCACGGCAUCAUCCAAGCCACACGAUGAGCAGCACUCGCUGCUGCAGCACGACGGGGAGUCGGCGGUGUCCAAGCUGCUGAGCCCGGACGCGGAGUGGGAUAGGGAUCAGCUGGGCGAUGUGCUGCAUUGGCUGAGGCAAGCCCUGGGGCUGCUGUGCGGAAUCGUGUGGGGUCUCAUUCCACUCGUAGGCUCCGUCUGGCUGCUCGUGUUCAUGCUUGUGUCCACGCUGCUCGUCUACACGUACUACGCCUUCUUGCUCAAGGUGGACCAGGACGAGUUUGGGGGCCACGGCGCUCUCCUCCAGGAGGGCAUGUUUGCAUCGGUCACGCUCUUCCUGCUGGCGUGGAUUCUUGUCUACAGCCUUGUCCAUUUCUGAUUUUUCCCUCGCCGCCCCAAAACUUCAACUCUUCGUAAUAAUAAAAACGUUUUCAAAAACA